Messenger RNA from Echinops telfairi (small Madagascar hedgehog), 444 nucleotides. Its product is annotated as 40S ribosomal protein S16-like. Gene Ontology annotation, cellular component: ribosome; cytosolic small ribosomal subunit. Lineage: Eukaryota; Metazoa; Chordata; Mammalia; Afrosoricida; Tenrecidae. The record is from RefSeq and is a predicted model, not a curated record. Gene Ontology annotation, molecular function: RNA binding; structural constituent of ribosome. Bases 4 to 444 code for a protein of 146 amino acids. Gene Ontology annotation, biological process: maturation of SSU-rRNA from tricistronic rRNA transcript (SSU-rRNA, 5.8S rRNA, LSU-rRNA); translation. The transcript has a single exon.
GCCAUGCCCUCCAAGGGUCUUCUGCAGUCCGUGCAGGUCUUUGAACGCAAGAAAACUGCCACAGCUGUGGCACACUGCAAACAAGGCAACAGCCUCAUCAAGGUGAACAGACGGCCCCUGGAGAUGAUUGAGCCACGUACGUUGCAGUACAAGCUUCUGGAACCCGUUCUGCUUCUGGGGAAAGAGUGGUUUGCUGGUGUGAACAUCCGAGUCUGGGUGAAGGGUGGUGGCCAUGUGGCCCAGAUUUAUGCAAUCCACCAGUCCAUCUCCAAAGCCUUGGUUACGUAUUACCAGAAAUAUGUGGACGAGGCUUCUAAGAAGGAAAUCAAAGACAUUCGCAUCCAGUAUGACCGAACCCUGCUUGUAGCUGACCCCUGGCGCUGUGAGUCUAAGAAAUUCGGUGUCCUGGGUUCCCGUGCUUGCUACCAGAAAUCCUACCGAUAA